AUGGUCCUACCACGGUCAUCAGCCCUCCGAGGCAGCAUCCGGUCGUUCACUCUCAAGCGAGUCGGCGCCCAAGCUCGGACAAAUCUGCGUGCGGUCGGCCGUCGAGGCUACGCAAGCGAGCAUGGCGCAAAGAAGAGCAGUGAUAUCCCCUGGCUGAUUGGCUCCGUCGCUGUUACCGUCCCGGCCGCGACCUGGCUCCUCAGCCAAGGACCCAAGAAAUCCGAUCACGGCCAUGGUCACGAAGAACACACAGAAGAGCCCGAAGAAGAAUCAAAGGAAGGGUCCGAGGACAAGGCUGAAGAAGCUGCCGAUGAAGGUGCUCAGGACGGAGCAUCUGAAACAAGCGAGGGAGAGACUCCGGAGAGCUCGGAAUCAGAAGGUGAAGGCGAAGUCUCAGAGAAGAAGGGCGACAAGGACGCUCAGAAAGACGAGUCCGGCGCCAGCAACCCGUUGCUUGACGAUGAUGAGAAGAGCAAGAAACCCGAGGGACCGGCAGCCUCGGCCAAGAUCACUGGCACUGUUGAUCCAUCGAGAUCUACCAGCGGCGGGAAGGGUCCCGAAACGCCUAAGGAAGAAUGA
This is a messenger RNA of Capronia epimyces CBS 606.96, 579 nucleotides long. RefSeq lists its product as uncharacterized. The transcript has 4 exons. The record is from RefSeq and is a predicted model, not a curated record. Lineage: Eukaryota; Fungi; Ascomycota; Eurotiomycetes; Chaetothyriales; Herpotrichiellaceae. The coding region runs from base 1 to 579 and encodes 192 amino acids.